UCUGCUCUUCUUUCUUCUCCCCUGCACCCGACAAGCCCCCCCCAGCCACCGACGCACUCCUCUUGAGAAAUUCGGCAAAAGGCUUGAAUUUUCCUCUUCUUUUCUUGUUAAAUCACAAGAUUUGGGGCUUAGAAUCUUCCCUCUCAACCCAGAAAAUCCCGGUUCUGCUCUGCUCUUCUCCUUUGGGAGUGACGAGUUAGAAGGCUAACCAUUCAAUUGGGGUAUAAGUUUUAGAUUCUAUCAUCCUUUUGUAAGGUUGAUUUUAUUCAUGAGAUUUUGUGAUUUGGAUAAGUUCCGAGCCUUGUGCAUUCGUGGGACCCAUCUCACGAGUGUACGGCGUCUAUCGCGCCUCGGAUUUGGGUUCUGGGGCGUGACAGUUGUGCUAUUUCUUUAAAAUCAACAUUUUAUUACCAUAAAAAUGUGUAAUUUUUUUAAUUAAUAUUAUAUAUUGAUUAAUAUAAGCUAAAAUAUUAU
Messenger RNA from Rubroshorea leprosula, 474 nucleotides. The record is from the annotation of a GenBank genome assembly. NCBI's taxonomy places the organism in Eukaryota, Viridiplantae, Streptophyta, Magnoliopsida, Malvales, Dipterocarpaceae.